Molecule: messenger RNA, 1323 nt
Organism: Eucalyptus grandis
Lineage: Eukaryota; Viridiplantae; Streptophyta; Magnoliopsida; Myrtales; Myrtaceae
Product: galactinol synthase 2
Exons: 2
Coding region: 85-1098 (337 amino acids)
Molecular function (GO): glycosyltransferase activity
Source: RefSeq, a predicted model, not a curated record
CUCAGCCAAGCAAAUUGCAAGACCUUCCCAGACACUCAUUCUUCAUUCCACUCACAAAAACCUCAAACCUUUCCUACUAGAGAAAUGGCUCCCACCAUCGCCGCUGAUGCUGCCGCUAAUGGCCUCGUGAAGCCGAAGCCCGAGAACCAGCCCACCUGUGCCUACGUGACAUUUUUGGCCGGAAACGGCCAUUACGUGAAGGGCGUGGUUGGGCUGGCCAAGGGGCUGAGGAAGGUGAAGAGCAAGUAUCCGCUAGUCGUGGCAAUCUUACCAGACGUGCCGGCAGAUCAUCGGAAGAUGUUGGAGGAUCAAGGUUGCAUCGUGAGGGAGAUCGAGCCCGUCUAUCCGCCGGAAAACCAGACCCAGUUUGCCAUGGCCUAUUACGUCAUCAACUACUCCAAGCUCCGGAUUUGGGAGUUUGUGGAGUACGACAAGAUGAUCUACUUGGAUGGGGACAUCCAAGUCUUCGACAACAUAGACCACCUCUUCGACCUCCCGAACGGCUUCUUCUACGCGGUCAUGGACUGCUUUUGCGAGAAGACAUGGAGUCACACCCCUCAGUACGAAAUUGGGUAUUGCCAACAGUGCCCAGACAAGGUCCAAUGGCCUGAUCAUGUUGGCCCAAAGCCGUCUCUCUACUUCAACGCCGGCAUGUUCGUGUACGAACCAAACCUAGACACUUACCACGAUUUGCUCGAAACCCUCAAGGUCACACCUCCAACUUCUUUUGCUGAACAAGACUUCUUGAACAUGUACUUCAAGGACAUCUACAAACCAAUUCCCAACGUGUACAACCUUGUGCUUGCGAUGUUGUGGCGUCAUCCUGAGAACGUUGAGCUCGACAAGGUGAAGGUUGUUCAUUAUUGUGCUGCUGGGUCGAAGCCGUGGCUGUACACAGGCGAGGAACAGUACAUGGAUCGAGAUGAUAUUAAGAUGCUGGUGAAGAAGUGGUGGGAUAUUUAUGAUGAUGAGUCCCUGGACUAUAAGAAUAUUGUCGCAAGAGAUGCAGCGGCGAAGCAAACAAAAUGGGAUCGCUUCCUGGCGGCGUUGGCCGAGGCCGGAGCUUUCCGCUUCAUCACCGCCCCGUCCGCAGCCUAGUUGAGUGUAAGGGCCUUCUUUUGUAAGUGUGUAAAGCAAUGAUAGAGUCACCUACAAUUGGAAUUGGUAGCUCUAUUUUUUUUUUUUUGAAAGGGAAGGAUUUUAUUUUCCCUUUCAUUUCCAUGAUUUAGGGAUUCAAGAUAAAUAUUUAUCUUAAUUAUCUUUUUGUUUUCUUUUGUUUAGUGAUGUGCACAAAUAUAUGUCAAACAAAAUUUCAAGUUAAUA